AUGGCCUACUUCAAGAAGCUCAGAGGUUUCAGGGGAUUAGCACAAUCUCUGAAAGGUCUUACAGCUAAAGAUUACUCACUCUCCUCCCUUCUAGCAGUUGGGGCAAUAAGUCUUUCAUGUAAGGGCUAUCUGUAUAGCACAUCCACUGUGUGUCAGAGCAAUGUCAGAAGACAAGAUGGUAUGGGAAAUCUGAGAGUCACCAAGAAGGGAAUCCGACUUGAAGGUAUAUCUGAGUUUCUACUUCCAUUGUAUGUGAAAGAAAUUCAUUCCCGAAAGGAUAGUCCACUGGUCUUACAGUCUGACAGGAAUGUAACAGUGAAUGCGAGAAAUCACAUGGGGCAGUUAACUGGACAGCUGACAGUAGGAGCUGACGCUGUGGAAGCUCAGUGUAAGAGAUUUGAAGUGAGAGCGAGUGAAGAUGGCAGAGUGCUGUUCUCUGCAGAUGAAGAUGAGAUUACCAUUGGGGCUGAAAAGCUGAAAGUUACAGGCACCGAAGGAGCAGUAUUCGGGCACUCUGUUGAGACACCUCACAUCAGAGCAGAACCUUCCCAAGACCUCAGGCUUGAAUCACCCACCAGGUCCUUGAUCAUGGAGGCUCCUCGAGGGGUCCAGGUCAGCGCUGCUGCGGGAGACUUCAAGGCCACCUGCAGGAAGGAGCUCCAUCUGCAAUCUACAGAGGGGGAGAUCUUUUUGAACGCAGAGAAAAUCCGGCUGGGGAAUCUACCGACCGGCUCUUUCUCAUCGUCCUCACCCAGCUCCUCGAAUUCUCGGCAGGCAGUGUACGAACUGUGUGUCUGCCCCAAUGGCAAACUUUACCUUUCUCCAGCGGGACUAGGUUCCACUUGUCAGUCCAGUAGCAGCAUCUGCUUGUGGAGCUGAAGUGACUGAUUUCUCCUCACACCAGAAUAGCCUUUUGUUCCCGUCCGUCUGCUUCACAGUUCUGCUCGGUUUCCCUUGUGAUCAGUCCAGAGCUUCUUCGAAUGGUCCACAGAGCAACUUGUUCCCAUGCAAGCAGGGAUUCGCUGCCACCUUCUCUUGUGAUUUACUGUACUGCUCAACGCAGAGAGUGUGGGUGACAGAACAGUGGAAAAAAAUCACCUUCCGCGGGAAAACUGGAUCAUAACUUUUGCUCAAAAGGGAGAAAAACAUAGGUGCCUUUGCUACGUGAAGUGAAGCACACAGUUUUAGAUUUUUGCAGGACCUGGAUAUGAACUGCACACAUACACAUUACAUAGAUGAAAUUCUCAGUAUCCAAUGGCAAGAUGAGAUGGUUGACCCUGUCAGAAAACUAAUUCGACAGUCUGAAAGCACAAUUUUCCAAUCAUCUUUUUGGAUGUAAACUUUUAUCCCCGAAUUUUAAAAUUUUGAAGCAUUAUAUAAUGCUUGCUUUACUAAAAAUUAAA
Molecule: messenger RNA, 1403 nt
Organism: Lynx canadensis (Canada lynx)
Lineage: Eukaryota; Metazoa; Chordata; Mammalia; Carnivora; Felidae
Gene: SGCZ
Product: sarcoglycan zeta
Exons: 7
Coding region: 1-879 (292 amino acids)
Biological process (GO): cardiac muscle tissue development; heart contraction
Cellular component (GO): sarcolemma; sarcoglycan complex
Source: RefSeq, a predicted model, not a curated record